Molecule: messenger RNA, 1976 nt
Organism: Ochotona curzoniae (black-lipped pika)
Lineage: Eukaryota; Metazoa; Chordata; Mammalia; Lagomorpha; Ochotonidae
Gene: APEX2
Product: apurinic/apyrimidinic endodeoxyribonuclease 2
Exons: 6
Coding region: 64-1620 (518 amino acids)
Biological process (GO): base-excision repair
Cellular component (GO): nucleus
Molecular function (GO): DNA-(apurinic or apyrimidinic site) endonuclease activity; endonuclease activity; zinc ion binding
Source: RefSeq, a predicted model, not a curated record
AGCGGAGCAGCAAGUUGUUUUCCCGCCCUAGGCGCGGAGUGGCUGUUUCUCCUAUUUCCUAAUAUGUUGCGAGUGGUGAGCUGGAAUAUCAAUGGGAUCCGAAGCCCCAUACCAGGGGUGGCAUGCCAGGAGCCCGCCAGCUGUGCCGCGGUGGCCAUGGGACGCAUUUUGGGCGAGCUGGCUGCCGAUAUCGUCUGUCUGCAGGAGACCAAAGUGACGAGAGAUGUGCUGACUGAGCCCCUGGCUAUCAUUGAGGGCUAUAACUCCUAUUUCAGCUUCAGCCGAAACCGAAGUGGCUAUUCCGGUGUAGCCACCUUCUGUAAGGACAGCGCUACCCCAGAGGCUGCUGAAGAAGGCUUGAGUGGCCUGUUUGCCACUCAGAAUGGGGACGUGGGUUGCUAUGGAAACAUGGAUGAGUUCACCCAAGAUGAGCUCCGGGCUCUGGAUAGUGAGGGCCGGGCCCUCCUCACACAACACAAGAUCCGUACUCAGGAAGGACAAGAGAGGACCUUGACCUUAAUCAACGUGUACUGCCCCCACGCGGAUCCUGGGAAGCCUGAACGACUGACCUUUAAAAUGCGCUUCUAUCGCCUGCUGCAGAUCCGAGCAGAAGCCCUUCUGGCAUCUGGCAGCCAUGUGAUCAUUCUGGGUGACUUGAAUACUGCCCACCGCCCCAUUGACCACUGUGAUGCCAUCAACAUGGAGUACUUUGAAGAGGACCCGGGGCGCAAAUGGAUGGAUGGCUUGCUCAGUAACCCGAGGUGUCAGGAUGGCUCUCAUGGAGGGCCCUUUGUUGAUAGCUUCCGCCACUUCCAGCCCAAGCAGGAGAGGGCUUUCACUUGCUGGUCGGUGGUCACUGGCGCCCGUCUUUUCAACUAUGGUUCACGGCUUGACUACGUGCUGGGAGACAGGACCCUGGUCAUAGACACUUUCCAGAGCUCCUUCCUCUUGCCUGAGGUCAUGGGCUCAGACCACUGCCCUGUGGGCGCAGUCUUGAGUGUGUCUUCUCUACCUGCAAAGCAGUGCCCACCUCUGUGUACCCGGUUCCUCCCUGAAUUUGCAGGCACUCAGCUCAAGAUUGUUCGCUUCCUAGUUCCCCGGGAACAAGCUCCCACAUCAGAGGAGUCAGCAUCACAGCUCGGCAAUCAAACUCGGACACAGGUACGCCAAAACAAAGCCCGUGUCCGCUCAGCCCGGCCUCGGCCACAUCAAGUUGGUUCCAGCAGAGGUCAGAAGAACCUGAUGAAUUACUUCCAGCCCUCCUCCAACCAUCCUCAAACCUCUCCUGACUCAGAACCACCUCGCCAGCCACUGGCGGACAUCCCUGUGAUGCCAAAGGCUCCAGAAGAGGAGGCAAUGGCCAAAGUGGUUGGAGGACAGGCCAAAGCUUUAGAAGUCAAAAGCAACAAGGAGGUACAGAUGUCGUUUUGGAAGUCUGUGUUGGGGGGACCCUCACCCUUGCCCCUGUGUGCAGGCCACAAGGAGCCAUGUGUCAUGCGUACUGUGAAGAAGCCAGGCCCCAACCUAGGCCGCCGCUUCUACAUGUGUGCCAGGCCCCGAGGUCCUCCUAAUGACCCCUCUGCCCGCUGUAAUUUCUUCCUCUGGUGCAUGCCCAGCUGAGCCACUGUGUAGGGAUUGUGAUGUGGUCACUGCUCACAGGGUCAGAAGUCAGCUGCUCUGGUGAGCUACUGAGAUUAUCCCCUUCUUCCCCCAGGUCCCCUUCCUUGCCUCUUCCUCUACCUCCUUAUCUUCCCCUUCCUCUCUUCUUCCUCCAGUGUCUCUCUUCCUGCUCAGCUCCUUGUUGGUGAGCUCAUUGUGCCUUAAUGCUGUUACCCUUAAUGCUGUUCUCCUCUUCCCACCUUCCUGUCGGAACACGGGAAGCAGCUGCCUCAGAACACUGUGGUUUUUUUAAAACUUGUUCUUACUUGCUGGGAAAUCUGUUUUGCAUAAAUAAAGUCUGUGUCUGUUUCAGUGUA